Lactuca saligna is the source of this 3980-nucleotide messenger RNA. The record is from the annotation of a GenBank genome assembly. Lineage: Eukaryota; Viridiplantae; Streptophyta; Magnoliopsida; Asterales; Asteraceae.
AUGCUCAGGACUGCAUCUGAAAUUUAUUUGGUACAAACCAAACCCUUUCUGGCAAUCCACCGGAUUCAACCAUCUAUCAGCACCCUCACCACCAUUUUCACCGUCCCCGUCUCCACCGCCGCCGUUUUACUGACAACAUACCACCAUCCUGCCCUUGAUAAAACCUCACAACCACCACCGUUUACGGCGAUGAAGGACAUACCGCGUCCGUCUUCGUACGGCUCCGUGUACGUGCCUCCGCACCAUCGCCUUCGCUCCGUCGUCACUACCUCUGCCCCUGCCCUUGCCCCUGCCCCUGCCCCUGUCCCUGUCCCUGUCCCUGUCCCUGUCCCUGCCCCUCUACCCGAUAUCUCAUCUACUCCCCAUGCUGUUCUUGACAACAAAACCUCUUUUGUUAGUUCAUCUCAGAGCAAUAUUAACAAUAGGAUUACAGUUCCUUAUCCUUACUUGCCUCCUCACCAAAUUAUAAAAUCUCAGGCCGUUGCCGUCUCUCAAGAAGGCCCCCAUCGCGAAUUCGAUUUCUCUUUCCAUACUGGUGCUUACACCUCUGAUAUAGAAUCUUGGAAGUGGAAGCUAACAACACUAAUAAACAGCAAGGAUAAACAAGAACUGGUUUCAAGGGAAAAAAAAGACAGGCGUGACUAUGAACAAAUAUCAGCCCUAGCAACUAGCAUGGGUUUGCACAGCCAUUUGUAUGCCAAAGUGCUUGUUGUUAGCAAGGUUCCAUUGCCAAACUACCGAUUUGAUCUUGAUGAUAAACGCCCUCAGAGGGAGGUGGCCUUGCCUGAGGGGUUGCAAAAGAGAGUUGAUGCUCAUUUGAAAGAAUAUCUUUCUUUUAAGGCUGAAAGUAUGAAAGGGUCUCAAGAUGAUUUGAUUUCAAAGACAAGUAACAAUGGUACUGAUGAAGGUUUCUUUGAGCUACCAGAGUUGUCAUCACAAGGCAAAGCUGCCAUUGAGAAACUCCUUUGGAGGAGGAGUGUGCAACUGCAGGCUGAGCAACAAGCUUGGCAGGAAUCUUCAGAUGGUUGGAGGAUGCAACAGCUUCGUAAAAAUCUCCCUGCUUACAAAGAGAGAAAUACAAUAUUAAAUGCCAUUUCACAGAAUCAGGUUGUUAUCAUCUCAGGUGAAACUGGUUGUGGGAAAACAACACAGAUUCCUCAGUUCAUUCUAGAAUCAGAGAUUGAUUCUUUUCGUGGGGCCACAUGUAGUAUCAUAUGCACUCAACCUAGACGUAUUUCCACCAUGUCUGUUUCAGAAAGAAUUGCCACAGAGAGAGGCGAAAAAUUGGGUGGAACUGUUGGAUAUAAAGUUCGGUUAGAGGGUAUAAAAGGAAGAGACACCCGACUUCUGUUUUGCACUACAGGAAUCUUGUUGAGAAGACUACUUGUUGAUAGAAACUUGAAAGAUGUUACUCAUGUUAUUGUAGAUGAGAUUCAUGAACGUGGCAUGAAUGAAGAUUUUCUGCUUAUUGUUUUGAAAGAAUUACUUCCUCGAAGGCCAGAAUUAAGGCUUGUUUUGAUGAGUGCAACAUUGGAUGCAAAUCUUUUUUCAACCUACUUUGGUGGUGUUCCAGUGGUUCAGAUUCCGGGUUUUACGCACCCUGUGCAUUCCUAUUUUCUUGAAGAUGUUCUGGAAACAACUGGAUACAGAUUGACAGCAGAGAAUCAAAUCGAUGAUUAUGGUCAAGAAAGAACAUGGAAGUCAAAUAAACAGUUUAUAAGAAAAAGAAAAAGUCAAAUUGCUUCAGCUGUUGAAGAGGCACUUGGAUAUGCUGACUUUAGAGGCUAUAGUCCACAAACACGGGAUUCUAUGUCAUGUUGGAAUCCUGAUUGCAUGGGAUUCAAUCUCAUUGAGUUUCUACUAUUGAGUAUAUGUGGGAGUGAAAAGCCAGGGGCAGUUUUGGUAUUUAUGACUGGGUGGGAUGACAUAAGCUCUUUGAAGGAAAAGUUACAAGCAAAUCAUCUUUUGGGGGAUGCAAAUCGAGUUUUGUUGCUUGCAUGUCAUGGCUCUAUGGCCAGCUCAGAACAGAGACAAAUCUUUGAAAAGCCAGAAAAUGGGGUGAGAAAGAUAGUUUUGGCUACAAAUAUGGCUGAAACAAGUAUCACAAUAGAUGAUGUUGUUUUUGUUAUCGAUUGUGGAAAAGCCAAAGAAACAUCAUAUGAUGCUUUGAAUAACACCCCUUGUCUCCUUCCUGCUUGGAUAUCAAAAGUUUCUGCUAAACAAAGGCGAGGUCGAGCUGGGCGUGUUCAGCCAGGAGAAUGUUACCAUUUAUACCCUCGAUGUGUCUUCAAUGCUUUUGCAGAAUAUCAGUUGCCUGAAAUACUGAGAACACCUCUUCAGUCACUUUGUCUUCAAAUUAAAACAUUAAAACUUGGAAGUAUUUCUGAAUUCUUAUCUAAAGCUCUACAAUCACCAGAGUUAUUAGCAGUUCAAAAUGCCAUUGAGUAUCUCAAGAUUAUUGGCGCUUUAGAUGAGAACGAAGAUCUAACUGUACUUGGUCGUUAUUUGACAAUGCUUCCUGUGGAGCCCAAACUUGGAAAAAUGUUGAUUUUGGGAGCAAUUCUUAAUUGCCUUGAUCCAAUACUCACAGUUGUUGCUGGACUUAGUGUCAGAGAUCCUUUUUUAGCGCCUUUAGAUAAAAAAGAACUGGCGGAGGCGGCGAAAGCGCAAUUUUCGCGAGAUCAUAGUGACCAUUUUGCCCUUGUGAGGGCGUAUGAGGGUUGGAAAGUGGCUGAACAUGCACUUGGUGGAUAUGAAUAUUGUUGGAAGAAUUUCCUGUCUGCUCAGUCCAUGAAAGCUAUUGAUUCUUUGAGAAGGGAGUUUUUAUCUUUGCUUAAAGAUACUGGUCUUGUCGAUGGCAAUAUGGUCAUUUUCAAUGCUUGGAGUUAUGACGAAAAUCUCAUUCGCGCAAUCAUCUGCUACGGCUUGUAUCCCGGAAUUUCCUCCAUUGUCCAUAAUGAAAAGUCGUUCUCGCUAAAAACCAUGGAGGAUGGUCAGGUGCUUUUACACUCGAACUCGGUUAAUUCCCGGGAUUUGAGAAUUCCAUUCCCGUGGUUGGUCUUUAAUGAAAAGAUCAAAGUGAACUCUGUUUUUCUCCGAGAUACAACUGCUGUUUCCGAUUCCGUCCUGCUUCUGUUCGGUGGAAGCAUCUCAAAAGGCGAUAUAGAUGGGCACUUGAAAAUGCUGGGAGGAUACUUGGAGUUCUUCAUGGAACCUUCAUUGGCUGAAAUGUAUCUCAACUUAAGAAAAGAGCUCGAUGAGUUAUUCCAAUAUAAACUAUUGAAUCCCAAAUUGGAUUUACACACCCACCACGAGCUUUUAUCCGCUGUGCGCUUACUCCUCCCAGAAGAUCAAUCCAUUGGCAGAUUCGUAUUCAACCGCCAGGUUUUAUACAACAAUUCAAAACCAUACAUCGCGUCUGUACCUCCACCACCACCACCACCACAACAACAACUGCCGCCAGUGUCCAGGGUGGAAAGUGGUCCAGGUGGCGACAAUUCAAAAAGUCAACUCCAGACACUACUGACCCGGGCAGGGUACCCUGCCCCAAUCUACCGAACAAGCCAGCUGCCAAACAACCAGUUUAGAUCCGUUUGUGAAUUCAAUGGCUUGCAGAUUACAGGCCACCCUUGUCACAACAAGAAACAAGCUGAAAAAGAUGCUGCAGCCGAGGCUAUAGAUCAUCUCAUUGGUGGGACCCACGCGUCAAUGCUUAAGAAAAGCAAGACAAACCACAACUAGUGUUUUUGACUUUUGAGCCGUUGAAAUUGAUGAUUUGGAAAUGGACGUUGAUUGAUUUUUGAUCCUCUUGAAAUUAUAUUGGAAUCGGUUAGUUUUUGAUUAGGAAUAUGGUGUAUUGUUGUAUAUAUAUAAUGUAAAGAAUUUUUGAGGAGACCAUGUGUAAACCGGUUGCCUAAUAAUCAAUGACUUGUACUAGUUUUAUUAGUGGUAACUCAUUCAGAAAGGUUUUUGAUUAAGAA